Messenger RNA from Paramuricea clavata, 1935 nucleotides. The record is from the annotation of a GenBank genome assembly. Lineage: Eukaryota; Metazoa; Cnidaria; Anthozoa; Malacalcyonacea; Plexauridae.
AUGCCUUCAAGGAAAAGGAGUAAUAGUGAUGCCAGAGACAGUGGAGGACCAUUUGCUCCUAAACAACAAAAGUUGGAUGCUGUGCUUUCCUCUCAAGUUAAAUAUAAUGCCAAUUUGGUUACUCAAGCCCAAGUGGAUGAUUUGCUGAUCAAGUUCAUGACAGAAGCUCUUAUGCCGUUCUCAUUGGUUGAACAACCUGCAUUUAAAGAAUUUGUGUUAGGACUUCAACCAAAUCGAUCAGUAAUGUGCAGAGCUACAGUGGUAUGGCGAAUCAGUGACAAAGCCAGUCUAGUGAAGAAAAAUUUAAAAGAAGCCAUGGAUAAAGUUGAACAUGUUGCAACAACUACGUAUUGCUGGAGUGCUCAUGGCCGUUCAUUCAUUGGUGUAACUGGACAUUGGAUUGAUCCCGAGACUUUGGAGAGAAAAAGUUGUGUUCUUGCCUGUCGGCGUCUCAAAGGUAAACACAUAUAUGAUGUACUUGCUAGCCAGUUGGAAGACAUUCAUACCGAAUUUGAAAUAAAAUCCAAAGUUUCUAAAACCACAACAGACAAUGGAUCAAACUUCGUAAAAGCCUUCUCUGUUUUUGCUGAACAAGAACAAGACAAUCAUGAUAAUCCAGAUAAAGAUGAAGAGUGUCAGUUUGAAGAUGUUUUUGAUGAUUUAACACAGGCGAGUGCAGGUCUGGAGUACCAGCUUCCACCACAUCAACGUUGCGCAGCACAUACUCUUAAUCUUAUUUCAACAUCUGAUGCAGAGAAAGCCGAGGCUGAUGGAAACUACAAACGACUUAGCAGGAGUACCUUUGCAAAGUGUUCCAGCCUCUGGAAUAAGAGCUCCCGCUCUGUUCAAGUUGCAGAAAUGGUUAAAGAAAAGUGUGGCUUAAGUUUGAUUAAACCAAAUGCAACUUGAUGGAAUUCCAUUUUUAUGGCUGUCCAACGCAUCAAUCGAAUCAUCAAGGAAAAAGGAGAAAAUGUCAUUCAUAGUGUCUGCUCCCUGGCAGAUGUUCCUAAGUACAGUAUACUUUAUAAUUGUAACUUUGUGCAUGGGAUGGUUGACUGAAAUUAUGAUUUACGAACAUAUACACUAAACACUCAGCAUAUGACAUAGUAUAAUUUAGUGAGCUAGCUAAGUGUAUUUGUUUCUGUUUAGAUUUAAACCUGCAGAAAUUUCAUUCCUUAAUCAUUAUGCUCAAGUGAUGAAACCAGUGGCUCAAGCACUUAACAUUUUACAGGGAGAAACAAACCACUCGAAUGCAUACAUGGGUUAUCUAGCACCAACGAUAACUAUACUGAGAGAUAAGCUUUCAAAGAAGUUGGAUGUUCCAGUUACGAAACCAUUGGUCCAAGAAUUAUUAAAUGGAAUUGAUAAGCGAUUUGAUUCAAUACUAAAUGACAAAAAGAUCAUUGCUGCUGCAAUUCUUCACCCCAAAUUUAAAGAAAGCUGGUCUACUGAUUGUGAUGUUAUUGAAAGAGGUAACAAAUACAAUACAACUUGAAUAUGAAGUGAAUUAGUAAGGAUUCCCAUUAUAGACAGCAUGGAUUUAUUUAAACUUGUGGGAUUUGUUUAUAAAUUUUAGGCAUUUCCUUCAUAAAUGAGAAAUUAGAGGGUUUGGUAGAACCAGUAGUUGAUGAACCUGGACAGUCCUCUUCAGAGGAUCAAGAUGAGACAGAUUUCUUCCAAGCUAAGAACAGGAGAUCAAGUGAUUGUACUUUAAAGUCAUUUCUUGAGAGUCCUGUUGAAAAACUUUGUGAUUAUGCAAGAUGGCCCUUGCUUCGCAAACUCUUUAUUGAGCUCAACACACCAUUGUCAGCCAGUGCUGCUUGUGAAAGACUUUUUAGUGCUGGUGGAUUGAUCUUCAGGCCACAUCGCUCAAGCAUGACGGAUACAAAUUUUGAAAAUUGCAUCCUGGUGAAAUGUAAUAAAGACUUUCUUUGA